AGGGAACACCGCCGCCCGCACAGUGCCGCCGCGCCGCCUCACGCCACCACCCACAGCCGCGCCCUGCAUGCCGCCCUCACGCCCGUAGGAUAUCCACGUCCCCAUCCCGCCCCUGGCCCGAGUAGCUCCCGCACCGCCGCCCCCACCCCCAGCCGCGGCACGGGCGUGGAGCACUGUGGGCGGCGGCGUGGGCGGGAGCAGCCAUGGAGGGUGUGCAGGGCCUGUGGCGCGCGUUUGGGCGUGGGCGUGGGCUAGGAUGAGGAGGAGGAGCUUUAAGGAGGUGGCCCUUACCCUGCCACACGCCCAACACGCGGAGACACACACACGCAUACACACACACGCAAACACCAACACACACACACGCACGCAAGAUUCAGACGGCCCGGACACAGAAUCCUCGCCUAUUGGGGACGCCACCACGCCCACCAAGACCCAGCACGCCCACACCAAGCCCUUACCGUCCCGCCACGCCACCAAGAGCCCCUCACCCAGCCCCGCCCAGCCAAGCACGCCCAUGGAGGGGGACGAGUUGGACGCGCGGGUGGAGGGUUGGGUGACUGCCCUCAAAGCCGCCCUAGAACUGGAUGUCCGCGCCAGCCACCAGGACGCCCUCGUGGCUUAUAACAGGUUGAAUCGACAAAUUACAAGAGAGGCGAUUUACGAAUAUGAGCAGUUAACGUGUGACCAGAAGAAACUACUGGGCCACGUGUUGACCUGUCUGGACCGCCGUGUGAACCAGCUGCGGGUGAGGUCAGGGCGGGGUCAGGCUAACCGGCAGACACUCUCCUCGGGGUCAAGGUCACCAAGGUCACCCGCCUCCCGCAGCCCUGACCUGGAGGCGGCGACGACAACUGUGGAGACAACGAGGGAGGUGGAGCGGUGCGUGGAGGUGCUGGAGACGAUCGCCCGUAUGAGAGCCAAGGGUCGUGUGCCUGUCGUGCUGGUGUACCGUGAACGCCGCUGCCGCACGCACCACCGCCACCAGGACAAGGGUCGCAGCAACAAGGUGGUGUUCGCUAAGGAGAAGCGUGACUUCCUGAGCCUGCUGGGUCUGCCUGGCUCCAUGAUCUCCGAGAAGGGGCUGGACUUCACGGUGCGCCCCAACACCGCCUCUUCCAAGAAGCGCUUCUCCGCCAGCAGCAGCAGCGAGGGCGGGCGCAGCGCGGCGGGCCAAGAGCUGGAGCCUGACCAGAAAAACGGUGCCGUGGCCACCGAAGCGCCCAGCGAGGAGGGGUCGCCGCGCCACACCCGCCUGCACCAUUACCUGCCCUUCAUCAAGCGAGGUUCCGUCAGUCCCCAGCAUGACUCAGCCUCCUCCUCCACCCACGCCUCCGAGGACGCCUCCGCGCCGCCCUCCUCUACCACGCAGGACGACGAAGGCCCCAGUGUGGACGCGCGCUCCACCCUCAGCUGUGACUCCUGCAGCUCAGACGAGUGCAGCAGCGGCACGGACGGCGAGACGGACCCAGACACGGACGUCGCCGUGCCCGCCGCCUACGUGCACGUGGACACCGCCUCCGCCACGCCCACGCCCACUGACGACGCCACCACGUCCGUGCGCCUGCAGCUGGAGAAGGUCGGCAUCAAGAACACCGGCAGGCUCAUCACGCCCUUCCUCAGGGUCUCCGUCAGGGAUCGCACGGGGGCCUUGGCGUGGGCCGGGGCGGUGCAGGAGACAGCUCAGUGGGAAGUGGUGAACAGAAACUACCUGAGGACGCCCACACACCUCAACCUACAGCGCCCCCUGGAGGAGCUGCCGGAAGAUGGCGCAAUUUUCCUGGAGUUACGCCACCACCAGCCAGACAAGGGCGUUAUAUCCACACUCUGCUACACAUUUCUGGAGAGACAAGAAAUUUCCAACGGAGAAUUUAUAUGUGAGCUGUACAGCCCGCCCGUUGACUACACAAGGAAGGUUCUUCACACGUACACAGAGAAGGCGUUCUUUCUACACCUCGAGUUAGUCCUGCAGGGGCCCGGGGCGGUGACUCUCAAGGGCUCACGGCAGGGGUCAAGGCAGGGCUCAAGGCAGGGGUCACGGCAAGGGUCAAGGCAGGGGUCACGGCAGGGGUCAAGGCAGGGGUCAAGGCAGGGGUCCCGUCACUCAUCCCUUACCAGCUGACCCCUUUCCCCGUCACCACCACCCUUGCAACCCUGAGUAUGGGUGAGAGGAAGUGAGAGGGAGAGGGAGAGGGAGAGGGAGAGAGAAAGGGAGAGGGAAAAGUGAGGUUGUGAGGUAUGGAUUGAGAGAUUAUGAGAGAUUGAGAGAGAGAGAGAGAGAGAGAGAGAGAGAGAGAGAGAGAGAGAGAGAGAGAGAGAGAGAGAGUAUUUUCUUUCUUAAGUAAUUUCUAAAACUAUUAAUUGGUGCUAUUGUAAGUCUAUUAUUCGAUUUAUCUAUCUAUCUAUCUAUCUAUCUAUCUAU
This is a messenger RNA of Portunus trituberculatus (swimming crab), 2419 nucleotides long. RefSeq lists its product as uncharacterized. Lineage: Eukaryota; Metazoa; Arthropoda; Malacostraca; Decapoda; Portunidae. The record is from RefSeq and is a predicted model, not a curated record. Gene Ontology annotation, molecular function: phosphatidylinositol binding. Gene Ontology annotation, cellular component: membrane.